Molecule: messenger RNA, 1730 nt
Organism: Lycium ferocissimum
Lineage: Eukaryota; Viridiplantae; Streptophyta; Magnoliopsida; Solanales; Solanaceae
Product: maturase K-like
Biological process (GO): mRNA processing
Cellular component (GO): chloroplast
Source: RefSeq, a predicted model, not a curated record
GGUUUUUGGUUGUCUUGUCUAAUCUCUUUAUUUCUUUUUCUUCGGAUUGGAUCUACACAAUUUUUUCGAUAUUUUCUUCGGGUUGCUAACUCAACGGUAGAGUAUUCGGCUUUUAAGUGCGGCUAGUGUCUUUUACACAUAUGGAUGAAGUGAGGGAUUCGUCCAUACUCUCGGUAAAGUUUGGAAGACCACGACUGAUCCUGAAAGGGAAUGAAUGGUAAAAAUAGCAUGUCGUAUCAACGGAAAGUUCUGAAAAAAUUUCAUUGUUCCUAGAUGGGUAUAAAACCGUGUUAGAAUUCUUGGAACGGAACAAAAUAAAGUUGGGUCGAAUGAAUAAAUGGAUAGGGCUGCGGCUUCAAUUAAAUUAUAGGGAAAGAAAAAGCAACGAGCUUUUGUUCUUAAUUUGAAUGAUUCCCGAUCUAAUUAGACGUUAAAAAUUUAUUAGUGCCUGAUGCGGGAAGGGUUUCUUGUCCCAUGAGUGGAUUCUCGAUUUUUUUAAUGAAUCCUAACUAUUACCAUUUUCUAUUAUGGAGAUGUGUGUGUAGAAGAAACAGUAUAUUGAUAAAGAAAGUUUUUUCCGAAGUCAAAAGAGCGAUUAGGUUGAAAAAAUAAAGGAUUUCUAACCAUCUUAUUAUCCUAUAACACUAUAACAUAGACCAAUUAAAUGAAACGAAAAAAAAAAAAGAGAUGAUAGAGAAUCCGUUGAGAAGUUUACCUGUAUCCAAGGUAUCUAUUCUAUUCUUACUAUAAUACUUUGUUUUAACUGUAUCGCACUAUGUAUCAUUUGAUAACCCUCAAAAUCUUCCAUCUUUGGUUCAAAUCGAAUUUCAAAUGGAAGAAAUCCAAAGAUAUUUACAGCCAGAUAGCUCGCAACAACACAACUUCCUAUAUCCACUUAUCUUUCAGGAGUAUAUUUAUGCACUUGCUCAUGAUCAUGGUUUAAAUAGAAAUAGGUCGAUUUUGUUGGAAAAUCCAGGUUAUAACAAUAAAUUUAGUUUCCUAAUUGUGAAACGUUUAAUUACUCGAAUGUAUCAACAGAAUCAUUUUCUUAUUUCUACUAAUGAUUCUAACAAAAAUCCAUUUUUGGGGUGCAACAAGAGUUUGUAUUCUCAAAUGAUAUCAGAGGGAUUUGCAUUUAUUGUGGAAAUUCCGUUUUCUCUACGAUUAAUAUCUUCUUUAUCUUCUUUCGAAGGCAAAAAGAUUUUCAAAUCUCAUAAUUUACGAUCAAUUCAUUCAACAUUUCCUUUUUUAGAGGACAAUUUUUCACAUCUAAAUUAUGUAUUAGAUAUACUAAUACCCUACCCCGUUCAUCUGGAAAUCUUGGUUCAAACUCUUCGCUAUUGGGUAAAAGAUGCCUCUUCUUUACAUUUAUUACGAUUCUUUCUCCACGAAUAUUGGAAUUUGAAUAGUCUUAUUACUUCAAAGAAGCCCGGUUACUCUUUUUCAAAAAAAAAUCAAAGAUUCUUCUUCUUCUUAUAUAAUUCUUAUGUAUAUGAAUGCGAAUCCACUUUCGUCUUCUACGGAACCAAUCUUCUCAUUUACGAUCAACAUCUUUUGGAGCCCUUCUUGAACGAAUCUAUUUUUAUGGAAAAAUAGAACGUCUUGUAGAAGUCUUUGCUAAGGAUUUUCAGGUUACCCUAUGGUUAUUCAAGGAUCCUUUCAUACAUUAUGUUAGGUAUCAAGGAAAAUCAAUUCUGGCUUCAAAAGGGACGUUUCUUUUGAUGAAUAAA